This is a messenger RNA of Rhipicephalus sanguineus (brown dog tick), 1073 nucleotides long. RefSeq lists its product as uncharacterized. The record is from RefSeq and is a predicted model, not a curated record. The transcript is spliced from 3 exons. Lineage: Eukaryota; Metazoa; Arthropoda; Arachnida; Ixodida; Ixodidae. Bases 397 to 867 code for a protein of 156 amino acids.
UGUGGCCCAUGAAAGGAAGCAGCCGGCACGUGCAGCCGGCGCGUGCGGCGGCUCGCUCAAUGCACGCGCCGGCAGAUGGUUGGGCGCCUGCGUCGGCUUCCCCCUCCCCCCAUUACUUGCACCGCGCGCCGGCCGGCGUGCGCCCACUCUCCGCCGGUUAUUAGGUGAGCCGCGGCCCAGCGCAUGAUGCGAGUCGUGCGCCGCGAAUUCGUCGGCCCAACGCGCACCCGCAAACGCAGGCUUGUGUUGCGAGUGCGCUGCUGACAGCUUCGGCGGCGGGACUCAUAGAUCACGCUUCGGAAUGCCAGCAGUACGCAGAGAAAGUGUUCUGCGACCCCUUCGCCUUUACGGAAUGUCCAUGCUCAGGUCCUUGGACGGCGCCACGUAGCGCGGGGCAUGCCGACGCCUGGUUGCAGCAGCAACAGCAGCGACGAUGGCAGCCAGCUGGACUGGGCCAUCGCGGGAUACCGAGCCUGCGCCCAGGAGGCCCUGCGGUUUCUCAUCGAGCAGGAGCAACUGCCAGGCAACGACCCCGUGGUGCUAGGCCUCUGGCGGCAUCUAGCCCUACAGGAACUCACCAUGGACGUAGACUGUGUGAUUAGCCAGCAAGCGGCAGAAGGCGACAUGCCGUUGCCGGCUGAAGAAGACGAUGGUCCGUGUUGUAGUCCGGAGGAAGAAACAUCCCAGCAGACGCAUGAUCUGGGACAGGCACUGCUGAUCAGCCGCGACCCACUGCCUUCGAGCGACUGUCCGCAGAGUCUAGUCGACGCGCUACCUCCGGUUGGGCCGUCAUACAUUAACAGCGUACCGAUUUCGAGAGGACGGACAUCUCCCACCGCAGAACUAGGCCGUCAUCCUCAGGAAUAGUGACAAAAUGUACGCGCCAAGUUGGUGGACAAUGACCUCUGCGGUCACUGUUUCCGUGGAACGUCUCAUGGCGAUAAAUAAGUUAUCGAAUGCUCAAUGUUUACGUGCUACUUAUACUACCUACGUAUAUUCUAUAUUACGUCACGAAUGGCUAACAACUUUCGCUUUCAGUAAAGCAGUUUUCAUUGAUGAAUACAGGUACGCUG